AGCUACGCGCAAUGACGCGCGCUGACUCCGCCCCGCCGCAGCGUCAAACUCUCUACAGCUGCCGCGCCGCGGGAGCCGCGCACAGUCCAUGCGGACCACAAGACUUCGCGAUGCUCGCGCUGACGCUGUGGAUUCUAGCGCUGCUGUGGAGCGCCGCGCGCGCCGAUGCGAGGAAACCAGACGAGUUCUUCAGCGGGAGCGUUUACCGCGCGAGGUGCGCGUCGCGGUGCCUCAGUCUGCACACCAUUCGCAUUUCUGCCGCUUUCAAGCAUUUCCAGAGCAAUGGAUCAUUAGUUUGGUGUCAGAAUCACAAGCAGUGCUCAAAGUGUCUGGAGCCUUGCAGGGCAGCAUGGGACCUGAAGGAGAACCAGUGUCAGGACUUGUGUGAGACUCGGUUCCUGAAGAAGCAUUACGAGUGUUUGACGAGCUGUGAGUUCCUGCGCUCCGUUCAGACGCUGAAGCCGGGAGACUGUCCUGCAGCGGAGCGAGCGAGCGGAUUCGAAGCGGCAUGUGUUGAGAGCUGCGAAACAGACACAGAGUGUACGGCUCUGAAGAAAUGCUGUCCGAACGGAUGCGGACACACCUGCCAGAUCCCCAAGAACCCCUAUAAAGGAUCUCCUCUGAAGCCGAGGAAGGAGCUGUUGAUUGUGGAGCAGCCGUCAGGAUUGCUGGAGGUCCGCUGGUCGUCCCGCUUUAACGUCUCUGUGGAGCCGGUGCUUUACGUGCUUCAGCGCCGCUGGAACUUCGGCAUCCAUCCCAGCGAAGACGACGCUACACCGUGGCAGGACAUCGCUCAGGUUGCUGAAGAGCACGUGCUGCUGAGCGACGUCCGGCCGAGCAGGUGGUAUCAGUUCCGUGUGGCGGCGGUGAACGUUCACGGCACACGCGGCUUCACGGCUCCCAGCAAACACUUCCGCUCGUCCCGAGACCCGUCUCCUCCUCCCGCUCCAUCCGGACUGAGAGCGUCUCACAUCACGACGGGACCCGGCGGCCUGCUGACGGUCCGGAUCAGCUGGACUCUUCCCACGGAGCCCGACGUCCCGGUCCAUCACUACAAGAUCUACUGGAGCUGGACGGUCCUGGGGAAAUCAGCCGUGCCGUCCCGGAGGAAGAGGAGGAGGAAGACCAGCGACGGGGUCAGAAGCUCGGUGGAUCUGGAGGGUCUUCAGGCUAACAGCAGAUACAGUGUGGAGGUCCAGUCCGUCUCAUACUGGGGUCAGAUCCCACUGAAGAGCACCAGAGCCUCCGUCCAGUUCACCACACCACUACACAACCAGACAAAGCCUGUCUCGAAGGUCUCUGAUCUGGGUCUGGUGUUGAUGAAGCGACCUGUCGGCGCUCUGGAGGUCGGCACGCCGUAUUAUCAGGACAGACAGCUGCAGGUCCACAUCUACUGGAGGAAGAGAGGAGAUGCUGUCGUGAACCGUUAUCAUGUUCAGUGGAUGCCUGAAUACUGCAGUCACAACCAAACCGGAGCGCUGCAGAAAUCAGUGACUCAGGAGAACUUCAUCAAUCUCCCCGGUCUGCUGUUCUCCUGUAAGUACAGGGUCACUGUUCACACACUCAAGGCCAAACAUCGCUCCAAAGAUGAGAGCAUCAGCUUCCUGACGCCGUCCUGCACGACUCUCAGGAGCAAGAGCGUUAAACCCAUCAUCUGUCCUGAAGACACGGCGCCGUCGAAGGUUUUGGCUAAGCCUGAGAAUCUGACAGUGACCUUCAGCUUCUAUGCCGGUGAUGUGUCGGCUCGAUUCCUCUGGAGGGUGUCGCGAGCGCAGCGGCUUCAGCCCAUCACAGGUUUCCAGGUCACAUGGGCGGAGGUUUCCAGCACGAGCCGUCUGAAUAUUCUUCCCAACAGCAUCAUUUCCCAGUCUCAGAUCCUGCCACCUGAUCAUAACUUUCUGGUCGUGUCUAGCCUCCGGCCGGCCAGCUUUUACAGAUUCGAGGUUCAGGUGAUCACUGCGGCGGGAGAAGGACCUGCGACAAAGAAGAUCUUCCGGACGCCCGACCGGCCACCGCUUCUGCAAAAAGACCGUCUUCAUCAUCAUCAGAAGCAGCAUCAGAAGUCUUCAGCGGAGAAACACUGAGACGCUCAGAAGACGCGACACGACGUGCAGCUAAUUGCAGCUUUCGAUGGACGCAGUAUUCAGAUGUUCUGAUCUGAGCGUCUCUCCUCCGGUUGCUCUUAAGCUCUAUGGGUUCAUUGCAACAACUUUAAGAAAUCACCUCAAACUCUUAAACGACGUGUGAAUUUACUCCAUUUCAGAAGGUUAAAGUCAACGGGUGAGGUAAAUCAUGUCAUUGCAAAAUCAUAUGCUGUUCAUUUCUGAAGAAUCUUAAUGCAGCUCUUUUUUCAAUAGCAACAAUAGCAUAUCUUUCUUUCAUAAAGGCCUGAUUAGAUUACAGAGAUUGUUGAAGCCAGUGUUUUUUGACAGUCUACUUAGGCUGAAGAUGCUUUUGGGAAAAGCUUAGCUCAUAACUCAAAACAACAUGAGUGUGUUUAAACUAUUUAAUUUUUUGGGUGAACUCUUCAACUCUUCCUUUGAUUGGGCAUAAACAAUCCAUCUUUGUCACCUAAUAUUAUUAUAAUUAUAAUAUGUUAGCAAUAUAUCACUCAAAUUAACAGAGUAUUUUGUUUAUUAAUGAUAAUGCGUGUAUUUUUUGAUGAAAUGAUGUAAACUGUAUAUGUUUUUGGCUGUAGAGAUAUGUGUUGUGGCAGUCAGUGAAUGUUGAUGUUGAUAUUUAUUUAUGUGUGUUUGCAGCGCUUCAUUUGUUUGCUGAGUGUGUGUAUUUUUUUCCAUGUAUUAGCAAGGCAUUGUUUAUUUUUAAAGGAAACUUCUUGUAAAGACAUAAUGUAAAAAAAAAUGAAUUGUACAUAUAAACAUAUGUUCUGUUAUUUCCUUGGAUAGAACCUGUACAUACUUUAAAGUAAUGAAAUAAAACCUCUACUCCUUCA
This is a messenger RNA of Carassius gibelio (silver crucian carp), 2953 nucleotides long. Its product is annotated as anosmin-1. The transcript has 14 exons. Bases 12 to 2084 code for a protein of 690 amino acids. The record is from RefSeq and is a predicted model, not a curated record. NCBI's taxonomy places the organism in Eukaryota, Metazoa, Chordata, Actinopteri, Cypriniformes, Cyprinidae. Gene Ontology annotation, biological process: neuron differentiation. Gene Ontology annotation, molecular function: protein binding; peptidase inhibitor activity. Gene Ontology annotation, cellular component: cell surface; extracellular region.